Molecule: messenger RNA, 785 nt
Organism: Austrofundulus limnaeus
Lineage: Eukaryota; Metazoa; Chordata; Actinopteri; Cyprinodontiformes; Rivulidae
Product: GTPase IMAP family member 5
Molecular function (GO): GTP binding
Source: RefSeq, a predicted model, not a curated record
GUUAGAACACAGUUGAUUAAACCAGACUUUAGUCUUUUGCUGACUUCAGUACAUGUGACAGAGAGGAACCAUGGCUGCUGCAGCAUCUGAUGUACAACCUCUGAAGCGGAGAAGAAGUUAUGAACUGAUACCACCUGACAUGUCAGAGCUGAGGAUUGUUCUGCUGGGGGGCAGCUGGUAUCAGAGAAARUCAGCUGGGAAUUUUCUCCUUGGAGAAAAUGUUUUCAGUGGAGCUCCAUCCUCCUGUGUGAUAUUCAGUGGAUCAUUUGAAGAAACCAAAUUAACUGUCAUCAACACUCCAUAUCUAAAGUUCCCAACAGCAAACAAACAGACAGAGUUUAUAAAAGACUGUAUGAAAGCUUCUGCUCCUGGACCUCAUGUGUUCCUGUUGGUUCUCCAACCUGAAAGGUUCACUGAAGCAGAUAAAAACAGGAUCUGCUCAGUCCUUGAAGAGUUCAGUGACCAGUCAUUUGAUCAUUCACUGAUUCUAGGUUUAUCACGCAGACGAGGAGGUCCAGAUGUAAAUGAAAAAUACAUGAAAACUCCUMCAUUUGCAGAAUUAAUCYGAAAGUGCAGAUAUAGACACUUAAAGAUGCAGGACAUUGAACAUCCAGAGCUAAUAAUGAGAUGUGGCCAAAUUGUAAAAGAAAAUAAAGGACAACAUGUGAUCUAUGAAGAGUUUGCAAACACAUCAUCYACCUUACCAGAAGAUCAACAGGGCCAGAAACAAAAGAACAAAACUGGCUCUUUUAUUUCUACUGUCACAGGUGCUGGUAUCAGUGCAA